UCUCGCUUCCCGUAUUGAGGGAGGCGUCCCGCUCUCUGCUGCUGCAUGAGUCCACACCGUCAGUUCGCUAACAGCUAACGCCUCUAACAUGUCGGGGAAGAGUUUCCGAGUCAGCGACGGGGACUGGAUCUGUCCUGAUAAGAAGUGUGGAAAUGUGAAUUUUGCUAGAAGAACGAGUUGUAACAGAUGUGGCAGAGAGAAAACCACAGAGGCGAAGAUGAUGAAAGCAGGAGGAACGGAGAUCGGAAAGACUCUGGCUGAAAAGAGUCGAGGCCUCUUCAGCGCCAACGACUGGCAAUGCAAAACGUGCGGUAAUGUGAACUGGGCGAGGCGGUCGGAGUGUAACAUGUGUAACACGCCUAAAUACGCCAAGCUUGAAGAGAGAACAGGUUACGGUGGAGGUUUCAAUGAAAGAGAGAAUGUAGAAUAUAUAGAACGGGAGGAAUCUGACGGCGAAUAUGACGAGUUUGGUCGGAAAAAGAAAAAGUACCGCGGGAAGAGCAACAGCACGUCUUCCUCGAAAGAAAGCGAAAAGAAAGAAGUGGUGAAAGAUCAGGAGGAGGAGGAAGAUGAGGAGGAAGAUGAAGAAGAUGGUGACCUGUCCAAAUACAAACUGGAUGACGACGAUGAGGACGAUGAAGACGGUGACCUGUCCAAGUACGACCUGAACGCCAGCGAUGAAGAGGACAAACCAGCCAAGAAGAAGGGCAGCCGGUCGGGGUCGUCGCGCUCGUCGUCGCGCUCGUCCAGCUCCAGUUCUCGGUCCAGGUCCAGGUCCCGCUCUAGAAGCUCGUCCAGCUCCAGGUCUGGAUCUCGCUCGAGGUCCCACUCCAGAUCCAGCUCCAGGUCUCCCCAGAAGAGGUCCCGGUCCCCGUCCUCCUCCCCGGAGAGGAGGCCAAAAAGGAGUCGCUCCAGGUCCUCAUCUGGAGGCAGGAAACGGAGGCGAUCUCGCUCACGUUCGUCCGAAAGGCGCCGCGGCCAGUCGUCCGGAUCCUCCCAUUCCGGCUCCAGUUCUAAAAAGAAAUAACUUUAUCACGGCCUUUAACGCAGAGAGGAAAGAAAAGAGAAAAGUGCAUGUUGUGAAAGAAAAGCCACACAUCCUUCAGCCUGCUGUUCAUAAAGUCUUACUCCCCCAAAAAGAAAAGAAGCGACAGGACUUGUCCUUUUUCAAACCACUGUGCUAAGUGUUUGUGAACCCCAGAACCAUCAGAACCUGUGAGGAACCUUUAGUUUGAGCCUCAUGUGGAGCAAAAACCUGCCCAGGAGCUUUUUCUGGUCCUAGAAACGCCACAAACACAUUAUUUAUCAGAAUAAUGAAUUCAUUUGUCUAACUCAUGUGAAUCGAGCCUUUUCCUUUCAUUUCUCUGUAAAUCUGUUUUUAGUUUGUGUGUUUUCAAGGUAAGUAUUUUUCUUUUUGCUAUUUCUUGUGUUCAGUGAAUGACGGCUUCCCUUUUCACUGGAUUUGGGGAUUUAUUUUUGGGUUAAAUCGACUUAUUCCUCUUUAGUUGACAAACAAACGAGCUCCAUGAUUUUUUCCUGCUCCAGUUAGAAGAAAAAGAAACACUUCUGAUGAACCAUGGCCGUUUAAAGUCUUUUUAUCGGUAAAAAAAUCAAAUGUUAACGUGUAAAUAAAGUCCUGUCCACAUCCA
Messenger RNA from Acanthochromis polyacanthus (spiny chromis), 1649 nucleotides. RefSeq names its product zinc finger, RAN-binding domain containing 2 (gene zranb2). The transcript is spliced from 10 exons. Bases 89 to 1027 code for a protein of 312 amino acids. Gene Ontology annotation, biological process: RNA processing. Lineage: Eukaryota; Metazoa; Chordata; Actinopteri; Pomacentridae. Gene Ontology annotation, molecular function: RNA binding; lipopolysaccharide binding. The record is from RefSeq and is a predicted model, not a curated record.